AUGGAAAGAACAUGCUCGCUGCUGCGUACUCGCUGCGUCCACCAGCAGGAGCGAUCUUCAAAACCAGCCAUCCAGCGGAAUCACAAUGCUUCCUCAGCACCCCAAGACUUAACCGCUGCUGAGCAAAAACGCGACCCAAUACUGUCUAUGGCGGCAAAGCUGAAGGCUGCGCCCGUGAGCAAACCCGUUGUGCGGAGCAGAGAAGAUCUGGAGAGCAUUCUCAGCCAGGCAAUCGAGCCAAUAUCCGAGGAGCUUUGGGCGGUAAUGAUCGAAGAAGGACUCGCGGAAGAGGAGCAAGCGCAGGCGCGGGCGCAGGUAUUUGAAGGGCACAAGACAGGGCAGUUUGAAGUGGUAACGGUGUACCCGGCGCUCGUAGAAGCGGUGAAGAACAUCGGUCGCUUAGCGGGGCCAGAAAAGGCUGCAAAGGUUUACGGGAAGUUUUGGGGGGAUGAUUCAAAGGGCGACCCGCAGCCGAUCUACACGUAUGAGUACCAGCCGGAGUACGAAGAAGAGGCCCUUAGACUCCUAGAUGGGGCAUGUAGGUCUGACUACAGGGUGGUGGCAGCGGUUUGUGGCCUGAAACUGCCGACAAGCGGGCAGAAGAUGUUCAUCACUGCCGACAAGCGGCUAGUAAGGGCGCUGAAUAAACACGCCAAGCAGCUCCACGCUCGUUUGAACUUGACGAUUCUGGACCCCAAGGACUUUGUAAAACUGCUGUAA
Molecule: messenger RNA, 720 nt
Organism: Klebsormidium nitens
Lineage: Eukaryota; Viridiplantae; Streptophyta; Klebsormidiophyceae; Klebsormidiales; Klebsormidiaceae
Source: the annotation of a GenBank genome assembly